AUGGCGCAGGCCUGCCUCGCCUCGCCCCCUCUCGGGGGAGCGGGGCGACUUCUUCCCGCCGUCGGGCGGAGAGGAGGCGCGGGUGCGGCGGUGGGCUCGAGAGCGCGGUGCGACGGGCGGCCUGGCGCGACCCGGCGGGGCGCGGCACCUUCCGAGAAUGCAGAGAUCCAGCGAAGAAUUCGGGUGUCGUGCGGUGCAGCGAGAGAGCCCGGGAAGGCGGGCGACGACGAGGAUCCGAGCACGUCCGAGCCCAGCAUGGCUCCGCCAACACCCACACCGGUGUUCUCUCGCAGGCCCCUGAGCGCUAGGCAGCGCAAGAUUCUCAACGAGCGAGUCCUCUCGCGCCCGCCCCCCGGCCUGGGAGGAGCAAACGACGGGGCGCCCGGAUCCGGCCUGUCGCUGCAGGCGUCGCGGCAGCAGGCCGAGUUGUUCAAGGGCCUCACCCAGCAGCUCUCCGGCCUCGCCGCGCUGGGCCUCGGUAACGUCCCCGCGCUCGAGCAGUGGCGCAAAACCUCGCAGGAGCCCGAGGGCAGAAACGAAGAUAAGAAGGCACCGCGGCGUUGCAGCUGCUGCGGCGAGGUUGGGCACAACAAGCGAAGCUGCCCGGUGGCGUUCCAGCGAGACGUCGAUGCGUUGACGGGAAAACUCAGGCAGGGGGCUACGGAACUCGAGGCUAUCGGAUAUCUCGAGUCGGGCGGCGCCGCGGGUCCCAGCCCGGAGGCGCGAAAGGUUAGGUUGCCCGGGAGGGACGACGACGACGUCGACCUCGAGGAGUACUUCGAGGGCAAGUACCGCGACUUUUACGAGCGUAAGUUGACCCCGCACCCUCCCGCGCCGUGGCGUAUCGCGCCGGACGAGUCCACGGGACCGAUUCGGAAGCAAUCGACCAGCUCGAUCGAGAGAGAGCCGGCGGCGACGGAGGACGUCGAGCAAAGAUCCCGCGGCAGGCCGAAGCUGUACGCUCGGGUGAUUCAACCCGCGACGGCUUCGAGGUUCGGCCGGGCGUUUCGCCCGAAGACGUGCAGCGUGUGCGGGUCGCCGGACCACAACAAACGCUGGCACGAUGAGAAGGUCGCGGUGGAGAAGAAAUAUCCCGACUCGACGCGGUGCUCCUUCUGCGGCGAGGUCGGCCACAACCAGCGGAACUGUCCCAAAAAAAUGGACAAGCCGUCGGGCUACGGCUACGCGUACGGCUACGCGUACGGGCACGGCUACGGUGAGAGGUACGGGCGCGGCGAUUCGGGUCGCGGCGAGGCAGGCGCCGAGGAACGGCGGGGGGUUCCGGUCAGACCCCCCCGCGACAAACGCCCCCGCGACAAGGCGAAGGAGCUCGAAGCCGCCGAGCUCUGGCUGCAAUCGCGCGCUCGGUGCCCGGAGGAUUCGCGCGUGUCCAUCAAGAGCGCGUGCGUCAGGGUCGGAUACAGCAGGCGGUACGCGCAGAACGUGUACAACAGGGCGAAGGCUCUCGUGGCGGCGGGCUGGGUCGACGACGGCGGCGACGACGCGUGCGGUUUAGACGAAGUAAACGCGCCCCAGACGAACCCGACGCUGAUGUCGAUUGACGAGGAGGAGCUCGCGAUGCAAGCGGCGAUGGACUGCAUCGACGACCCUGAUUUACUGCCGGGUGACGCCGCGGUGAGGCGCGGGCUGAAACGAGGGCAGGCGAACUGGGUGGGGAUCCUUCGCAGGAAGAUACUGGACGGUGGGACGAUCGAUAGGCUGCCGGUAAAGUCUGCGACCCAGACGAGAUAUCUCUAG
Micromonas commoda is the source of this 1758-nucleotide messenger RNA. RefSeq lists its product as hypothetical. Gene Ontology annotation, molecular function: nucleic acid binding; zinc ion binding. NCBI's taxonomy places the organism in Eukaryota, Viridiplantae, Chlorophyta, Mamiellophyceae, Mamiellales, Mamiellaceae. The coding region runs from base 1 to 1758 and encodes 585 amino acids. The transcript has a single exon. The record is from RefSeq and is a predicted model, not a curated record.